CCUAAACAUCAGGUUGGUAUGGUCCUGGACGGCGCAAAGUUUUCUUCCGCAUUGUGAGCAAGCAGUGCUUGUGUUACAGAAGAAGCCAAGAGUGCAGACAUGGCGGGUGUGGAAACAGAUGCCACCCAUCCAGAGUCCAUGGCGACCGAAGAGGAGCCCCUUAUAAGCAAUCUAGACCUGUUCCUCUUCACGCUCAUUGCUGGAAUUGUCAUCUAUUGGUUCAUGUCCCGCAAGAAACCCGAGCCAAUCCCUGAAUUCAAGAAGCUCGACACUCUAACCGCCACCAGCACAAGAGAAACUAGUUUUGUUGAAAAGAUGAAGAAAACGGGCAAGAACAUCAUUGUGUUCUACGGCUCCCAGACGGGAACAGCAGAGGAGUUUGCCAACAGGCUUUCCAAAGACGCUCAGCGCUACGGCAUGAAAGGAAUGGCUGCCGACCCGGAGGAAUAUGACAUGGCUGAGUUGUCUCGCCUCUCUGAGAUUGAGAACUCCCUGGCUAUAUUCUGCAUGGCCACCUACGGAGAAGGAGAUCCCACUGAUAAUGCCCAGGACUUCUAUGACUGGCUGCAGGAGAAUGGCGAGGAAGACCUUUCCGGGGUCAACUUCACAGUGUUUGGCUUGGGCAACAAGACGUACGAACACUACAAUGCCAUGGGAGCCUAUGUGGACAAAAGACUCGAAGAACUGGGGGCCAAACGAAUCUUUGACCUCGGCAUGGGAGACGACGACGCCAAUCUGGAAGACGACUUUGUUUCAUGGAGGGAGCAGUUCUGGCCGGCCGUCUGCGAGCAUUUCGGCGUGGAAGCCCUGGGAGAUGACUCAAGCAUCCGCCAGUACGAGUUGAAGGAGCAUACUGACCUCAACAUGAACAAGGUUUACUCUGGAGAGAUCGGUCGCAUCAAGAGCUUUGAGAACCAGAAACCGCCUUUUGAUGCCAAGAAUCCCUUCCUGGCCACAGUCACGGUCAACCGCAAACUGAACAAAGCAGGCGGCCGGCAUCUCAUGCAUCUUGAGUUGGACAUUACGGGCUCAAAGAUCAGGUACGAGUCCGGAGACCACGUGGCAGUCUUCCCCACCAACGACACGGCCUUGGUGAUCAAGCUGGGGCAAAUCCUCGGCGUGGACCUUGACUCCGUUAUCUCCCUCAACAACCUUGACGAGGAGUCCAACAAGAAGCAUCCGUUCCCCUGCCCUACCAGCUACCGCACAGCUCUGACCCACUACCUGGACAUCACACACCCGCCCCGCACCAACGUGCUGUACGAGCUGGCCCAGUACGCCUCUGACCCAAAAGACCAGGAGAACAUGCGCAAGAUGGCCUCCUCCUCUCCGGAGGGCAAGGCACUGUACCAGAGCUGGGUGCUGGACGCCUGCAGGAACAUCCUGGCCAUUCUGGAGGACCUGCCCUCCUUACGGCCUCCCAUUGACCACCUGUGUGAGCUGCUCCCACGCCUCCAGGCGCGCUAUUACUCCAUCGCCUCCUCUUCGAAGAUCCAUCCCAACAGCAUCCACAUCUGUGCCGUGGUGGUGGAGUACGAGACCAAGACGGGCCGCGUCCACAAUGGAGUGGCCACCACCUGGCUCAAGAACAAGACGGUGGUGGACAACAGCCACAAGUCCACCGUGCCCAUGUUCAUCCGCAAGUCCCAGUUCCGCCUGCCCUUCAAGGCCACGAACCCGGUCAUCAUGGUGGGCCCCGGCACUGGCAUCGCCCCCUUCGUGGGCUUCAUCCAGGAGAGAGGCUGGCUCAAAGAGCAAGGGAAGGAAGUUGGCGAGACGGUGAUGUUCUUUGGCUGCAGACAUGAGAAUGAGGACUUCAUCUACCAGGAAGAGCUGGAAGAGGCGAAGAAGAAGGAGGCUCUUACUGGUCUCCAUGUAGCCUUCUCAAGAGACCAGGAGGAGAAGGUGUACGUGCAGCAUCUUCUGAGGGACCACAAGGAGGACAUCUGGAGGCUGGUCCACUCACAAAACGCUCACAUCUACAUCUGCGGAGAUGCAAAGAACAUGGCCAAGGACGUGCAGACGGCCUUCUACGAGAUAGCGGAGGAGCUGGGAGGCCUGACUCGGACGCAGGCCACAGACUACAUCAAGAAGCUGAUGACCAAGGGACGCUACUCGCAGGACGUAUGGAGUUAAAUAAUCGGGACAACUUGCCACCUCGCCCUCUUCUGGGAGUUUUAUUUGUAUUUUAAUUUCUUAUGUCAUAGGUUUUUUUUGGAGUUAUUUUCUGCCUCCAUAAUCUUAAUUCAACUAAAGUGAAACUAAACCCCCUCUCCCUUUUUUGUCUUGGACAGCUCUGUGAGGUUGGCCUAGAAUCAGGUUUAUGUUCAAGGCCCCUUCCCAGCUUGGCAUGGUCAGAAUAUGUUAAUUAUUUUUUCAAUAAGACCUUUCAGAAACAUGCCAGGGACCAGUUUAGGUUGUGUUCUGAGCAUCCUAGGUCUUGACUGUGUACUACUUGGGGCUGUGAUCGAUGACUGAUUGGUAAACCAAACUAAAGCUGUACCGCAAUUCCCCUGGCUGCACAUUCUGCAGCGCCACUGUGACCCCAUCGCUUUUAUUGUUAAAUACAUUUUUAACUUGGGAGAAUACCCGAAGUAUAAUGGCAAUACUUCAUACUUAUAUAAAUAAAUAAAAGGAAAUGUACGCAAAAUUUUGCAGUUUUUGCAAAACUGCAUUUUAUGCAAAUUAUACUGUCAUAUUUUUACCCCCAUGGAAUUUGUAAACCCAUGUGGUUUGAUAUAGCAACGGUUUGAAAAGUUCUUCUUGAAUACAUUGAAAUGCAUAAUAUCUCUGACUAUCUGGCCUCAUGUAAUGGAUCUGGAACUUGCCUUGGAUUAGUUACCUGUGUGUUGUGCAUUUCAUACAUUGUUGCUCUCCCUUUUAAUCAAUAUAUUAUUAAAAUGGCAAAGAAUUUUGUUAUGCAAUUUAACUCGACUCCACUGACCCCUGUGGGAAGAUUGUGCAAUUAAUUACGAAUAUAUAUAUAGCCUUUGAACACUAUAAAACACUAUAAAUAAUGAAUUGGUACCCUGUGAAGUUUUAGUACACGGUACAGUGGGAAUGGCUGUCCAUGGACAGCUUAGUUGAUCGUACAUUAUGCAUUCAAAGUUGGAUUAGAAAAUGCAUCAAAUAUAUUUAGAGAAACGGAAUAUCCAGACUAUUUUCGACGAGUGUCUAGCCGAGAAGCUUGGUGAAAUACUUGUGGAUCAUUGCAUGUUUUAUCAGUGUAUGGAAACAGUGUUGUCACGGGCAUGUCCACAGCCUCUGAUGUGGUGCCCAUUCACCCCCGCUUUGCUCUUCUGAAUCAUGUUAUUACUAUUCAAUCAUUUUGGGGAGUUUGGAAAGGUUUCAACUGGGUUACUUGUCAAAUUUAGCCUGUGCCUUAUUUUUUUCUAACAAUGCCUUUUGUUUUGCUUAAGCAUUAGUACUGGAAUGAAUCAGUUCAGUUUAGAAAGUAAAAUGCACGAAACACCUCAUGUCACCAUUUUUGUCCUUUUGAAAAUAUUUGAAGUAUAUUUCAUAUGCAGGAAUGCCUUUUUUAAAUGAAUAAAAUUUUGAAUAAUUUCUCU
Gadus chalcogrammus (walleye pollock) is the source of this 3569-nucleotide messenger RNA. RefSeq names its product NADPH--cytochrome P450 reductase-like. Bases 100 to 2136 code for a protein of 678 amino acids. Gene Ontology annotation, cellular component: cytosol. Gene Ontology annotation, molecular function: NADPH-hemoprotein reductase activity; flavin adenine dinucleotide binding; FMN binding. The transcript is spliced from 16 exons. Gene Ontology annotation, biological process: response to hormone. Lineage: Eukaryota; Metazoa; Chordata; Actinopteri; Gadiformes; Gadidae. The record is from RefSeq and is a predicted model, not a curated record.